AAUUGUUGUGAUAAACUUAUUAAAUAGAUGUCUUGAAUGGCGGAAGUUGUUUAUCGCUGAUUUAAAUUUGAAGCACACUUAGUCGUGCUUUUUGUCCUUCUUCGUUUUUGAUUGACAAGUAGAGACAUGUCAUCUUCAGUAGAGAAAUCCCUGUUCGAUGCAGACUGUUUGGGCAACAACAGUCUAAUCAAGUUAGCCCAGACGUCGACGGCAGAUGGACCCCAUGGUAGCAGGUCUGUUGUGCGAAGGAAAGUUGCAAUUUCCUCAUCUUCGUCCUCAAAUUUAGAAGCUAAUUUGUCAUCCCAACCAGUUUUGGUACUUAACUCAUCAAGUCUGCAGCCACAGAACCAAUCAGUGACAGAAAAUACUGGACAAAUCGGAAUCGACGAUUUUGUAGAUGAGUUUUUGGCUACACAAUCUAAUCAAAAUGCUAGCAGUAGAUUGUCGUCAAGUGGUGCUUUUGUUAUCCCUGCCUCUCAAUGGUCAAAUGAGUUUGUAUCUUUUACUGGAUCCCUUUCGAGGCCACAUCCACCUGUCAUCUAUUUCGGACGGGACUUUAGAUCUGCUCCUCUUCUUCAUCGCUUACCUCAAGUUAUCAGGUCUACCAAUCAGAAUGAGCGAGGCAAUGCGGAAAAGUGGGCUGAUCAGUUCUCUUCUUCCCAGGAAGAUGAAAGUACGAAUGAUGGUCGGAAAAGUGAUCAAGAUGGUUUUGAAUCAGCCUGGUCGGAGGCGGAAGGACAAACGCAGGAAGAUGGCGCGUCUACAGCUGAGAUAUUUGACAACCUGGAACAAGAGUGGCAGAAUAUUCUGAAGAAGUACGAGGAACAGCAGACUAACAACACACUGCGUGAACAGAUGGAGUCGGCCUGGAUGUCAGAGGAAGACGAGGCCAUCAUGUUCGGAGCAGGAGGAAGGGGUGGGGACUAUUUGGACCACGUGAACAGAUACAGGUUCAAUGAGGAGAAUCCAUUUGAAGGCGUGGAAGACGCACUGCAGAAAGGAAUUGAGCGGUUAAAAGCAGGCGACAUUCCCAACGCAGUUCUGCUGUUCGAAGAAGCAGUGAAACAGUCGGAAGAGAAGGAGCGAGCGUGGUUCUACCUGGGAGUGGCCCAAACAGAGAACGAGAACGACGAAGCGGCCAUCAGAGCCCUGAACGAGACACUUCAGCUGAACGAGAACAAUCUGGAGGCGCUAAUGGCACUGUCUGCCAGCUACACUAAUGAAGGAGAUAUGGCUAGAGCAGUGGACACUUUGGAACUGUGGCUGCAGAAAAAUUCCACGUUUUCUGGGAUCCCGACAUUAACCUUGGAGGAACCACAAGAGGACAGUAGGUCUCCUCUGUCGGUCUCCUCUCUCUUCCGGUUUCAGUCCAAGUCGGAGGAUCUGUUGAAGUUGUUUGAACAGGCACUGAUGGUGUCGCCUCAAGAUGUGAAUGUGCUGACAGCUGUCGGUAUUUUGAACUGUGUGCGCAAUGACUACGCCACCGCGGCCAAUAUUUUCAGGCAAUGUGUUGGCCUGGAUCCGAAGAAUGCAUUACUUUGGAAUCGACUCGGAGCAUGUCUCGCAAAUGGAGAUCGGAGCGAAGAAGCAAUCAGCGCCUACCGAAAUGCCCUCAAUCUUCGCCCAGGCUACAUCAGGGCCAGAUUCAACCUAGGAGUAGCCUGUCAGAAUUUACACUCACACAAAGAAGCGAUAGAACACUUCCUGGUGGCCUUAAACAUGCAGGCCCAGGCCAGUGGACCGAAAGGCGAAAAGAGCGAAACUUCCUCGGCUAUUUGGACCAAUUUGAUCACUUCUAUCCACAAGAUAGGCGCCUUUGAAGAGUUGUCACGCUCAGUCGUGAAGCGAGACCUGAAAUCAUUGAGUUUUCACUUUGCGGUCAACAUAUGACCAAAUAGAAAAAGAAUUUCUCCAGCCUUUUUAAAUUCUAUAUGGAUCUAUGUAGAAUAUCCUUUUGAAUAUAAAUAUAAUUUGUACUCAUCUUACAUAACUUUCUUCUUCAAAGAUUGAAUGUUGGAUAUUUGAAGAGAGCAUUG
Molecule: messenger RNA, 2036 nt
Organism: Symsagittifera roscoffensis
Lineage: Eukaryota; Metazoa; Xenacoelomorpha; Acoela; Convolutidae
Product: peroxisomal targeting signal 1 receptor-like
Exons: 9
Coding region: 127-1890 (587 amino acids)
Biological process (GO): protein import into peroxisome matrix, docking
Cellular component (GO): cytosol; peroxisomal membrane
Molecular function (GO): protein binding
Source: RefSeq, a predicted model, not a curated record